GUAAUAAUGGUCAAUUUAUUUAUAAUAUGUCUUAGGUCUGCUAUGCGGGAUAAGAAAUUUGAACUAAAAUGUGUCCCAGCCUAUCUCUAAGGUGGCAAACUUAGGCAGAAAAUAAAACUCCUAAUCUUCUUAGUCAGUUCUGUUGAAUAUACCGUUAGGGCACUUGUGAUAAGCGGGUCACCACCACAUCUCACGAGUAAAAGAAACCCACAGGAAACAGUUGUGUGUGGCUCCAUCAGGAGUACUGGGGAUUAGAGAAACUGGAGGCCAACAGUCAUUGUCUGUGACAUUCUGGAGGAGUGCAGAAAAGCUCUUGACAGCUGAGAAUAGGGAACGAUUUUUUUUUUUUGUCAUUUGAUGGGUUACUUCUUACUGUCAUUAGUUUCAGCCUCCCAGGGUGAGCAGGCCCAUUUCACAUGCUGUUCAGCUUAUCUGGACCUACCCGUUCUGCACCUGGAAUAGACAGGGGCCAUUUUUUAAAGCACGGCAUGGAGACUGGAGGAGGUAAAGCUAAGAGGAAAUCAAUACCUGGGAAAUUGCUGCAGGAUCCUAACACCGUGUCCUUCAUCAGCGAAGGACUAGCAGUGAAAUAUAACUCUACCUGGCAUGUGCUUCACCCAGGGAGGUUUGGUCUACGCGCAUGUGACUCCAAAAUGCAGCAGCUCCAGCUGGAGAAGGUACCUGUGGUGGCCUGUACCUGGCCACAGACUGCAUUCACCCUGCAAUGAUGUAGGCUUAGGCAAAUAGAGAGCUAUCCAGCGGGCACUGCUGACCCCAAGUGAUGACCUCUGGGGGUAAUCCCAAAUUCACGUGCCCUGUGUUCUGGGGGCCAGCAGAAUGCCCACAGAACCGGCUGCAGGAGGAAGGAGAGGUGGGGAAGAGCUGGAAGGCUCUAGGAACAAAUCAAGAGAAACCCUAAAGGGAAAAAGCUGUUUGUUCCCUUUACAAAGAGAAUUUGUCAUUUGUUGUGCCAAAUUAUAAUUGCUGCUACUCCUAAAAUGAAGCUCCCAUGAAGAAUGCUUUCACGCUGCUUGCACGCGUACCUGCACGGGGCACGGAUCCACCUGGGCGACCACCCUGCUGGGAAACACUGACCACAGGAACAAAGAGCGUAGCUCCCAGUUCAACUACUUUCUGUGACACAGAUGGGUGCAGAACUGGCUCCAAACAGCACUGGAUCCUACUGCAGUCUGUAGCAGCUUCGUCCCGAGCAGUCAGCAGCCAGAGCCCCCAUGGCAGGACUCAAGCUGCCGGCAGCAGGGGGAUCACAGCCACCGCUGCUGCCCCAGGAGCGGCCUCGCUAGCCAAGGGAGAGCUGAAGGAUCCUGGCAGAGGAGCUCCAGAACUGACCCUUAUCGGCCCUGGGACGACACCAGGGCUAUGACGAAAGCUAGAACAGGAAAUGCUGUGGAAAGAAAAGCUGCUCUUUUUAUGCUAUUUAAGAACUCCUAAGCAGUAUCCACCCGACGGAGCCUGAAGGGGUUUUAGAAGUUUCUGCUGCCUCCCACAAUUAAUCUGGUCAUAAAGAGAGCUUUUUGUUGUGUGGGUUCUCUUUGGUCCAGCUGUGCAUGACAGGAACCCAGCCCAGGCAGAACAAGGAAACCCCUAGGACCAUGGAGUUUUAUAUAGCCUUCUUUGAUAGCGACUCACUUGAGAUAUGAAUGCAGAGCACAGCCCUCAUAAUCCAAGCUGGGCAGCAGGCAGCUAUAAACAAAUCAAUUAUAGGCAGACUCCCCUUAAUCAGAGAGAUAUUGCCCCGGGUCUUAGAGCAGCUCUGUGUAAGGCAACGGGCCAGGAAGAUAGAGAAUUAGCUCAAAAACAAGCUAUAGGAUAAUAUCUUGGAAUAGCAUUGGCUCUCAACUGGUUUAACAACGUGGUCUGAUUCAUCUGUUCAGCCAGUGUAGCACCAAGACUGGAAGAAAAAUAAGUCAUGCUGAAAAAUUGAUGCAGCCAGCCUCACACAUGAGAGAACAUGAACAGAUUGUUUCAAAAACACAGACAAAAAUCCCUUUCCAGUUGCAGAGAGCACGCAGCUGUGUGCACCAGUACAGUGGUUUUGGAAAGCCUGCUCCGUACUGCCUAGAAAGAGUCUUCUCUGGGGUUCGUGAGGAAGGAUGAGACACGUUUAUCACCUGACUUGUACAGCAGAUCAUCUCCCCAUUGACUGGCUGGUGUCACUUCUUACGGCUGGAAAGCUGGCAGCAGUUCUUGCUCUCUCUCCACGUGGUUGUUUCUGGAUUAUAUCAGAAGUCCCCUGGUCAGCUGCUCACUUCAGGGCCAGCUCCUGCUUUGGUCCCUUCAGUCCUUUUCCUUGAUUUCUCUGUGAAGUGGCCUGGCACUGAUGUGAUACCAAAUGGAAGGCGAGCCCUUGGAGCAUUCAAAGCAGGCAGAGCAAGAGGUGACAGUGCACAUCUGCCUAGGUAUAGAGCAGCUACUAUUUAAUUCCACGGCGUUAUCUGGUGUGCUGAGCUCCUUCGAGUCUUUCUGACCGUUGGCUUGCUGCUUACCAAGAGCACAUGGUUCGGAAGGCCACUGUUCCGCUAAGCAGCGAGCCAUAAUCACAGUGCUGAUUUCUCACCUCAGCAAUGGCAGAGACCAGUGCUGAACGCUCUGGCCCCCUGCGCACACCAGAUGCGGCAUCCUUCCCUGCAUUCUGCCUCUGCCAGCCGUAGCUGCGACGAGCUCCCUGGUGCAAGGUGAAGGCAUUCUGCAGCAGGCGGCUCUGAGUCAUCUCACCUGCUGAAACUUCUUUCCAGCACCAAGGCACGCAAGCCCCGAGAUGGGAAGGUCUGGGUCCCUCUGGGUCCCCAUCAAUUCUGGGCAUUAUAAAACCAACGCUAAAAAUCUGGCAGGUGGAACUCAUGCUGGCACCUCUUUUUUUUUUUUUUUUUUUUUUUUUAACUCCUCUGAACUGUCCCGCUCUUCCUGGCAUCACAGCUAUGUGUUCUUUUUAAUGGGGGUUUCAUUCUUUGUUCCAAGAAUGAAAACAGCUGCUGGUGCACGGAGCACCCCAGGGGAGACCCUUCCUUGCCUUUUUUCCAGAGCACACGAACAGAGCAGGGCUCCCCAGCUGCUCUGUGAGCUCGGUGCGAAGCUGUGAUGUUUGUGAGGGACUGAAGCAUGAAGUGCCCCGCUAAUGCUAGCAGGUGUGGGCAACAAAGGGGAAGGAGGAAAAUGCUGAUAAUCAAAGAAAGAAAAUAGCAAAGAGAUAAACCCUCCUGAGCAGGCAGCGUGAAAAAGUAUUAAUGGUUAACUUCCUUAUUGUGGGGUAGGAAGAAAAAAUGCAAUUGUAAAAGGAAAGAAGUUUACCCUGCAAAGCCAAUUUGUCAUUCACCCUGCCGGAUUAUCAUUGUUGUUAUUUGCUCUUCACUCUGUGAAGAAGGCAGAGAAAACACGCAAACACCCCUCAACUACAGCCACAGCCCCCUCCCCACAACCUCCCUGCAUGCGUCCUUGCUCACACAAAAAGAGAGGAUGCUAAGCGCAGCCUUUGAAAUCCAGGAGGAUAAUUGACUCUCUGACGUGUAGAAGCCCACGGGACUCCCGAGGGAGCACAGGUAUAAAAGGAGGAGCUGCACCUCCCUGGCAGCUAGAGGACAGCUGGGGGCACAUCCGCGUGUCCUCCCUGCUCAGCGGCUUCGCAGGGUCCUGCCCGGGUACCGGUGGAGGGGACGCAUCCAGCAGGGCUCUCAGAAGCAGCACUAGAGAAGUUGUAUCUGCGAGAGGGGAAGGGAACACCUCAGCAGGAGCCGAUCCAGGACGAGCCUGUGGUCUAAGGGAACGGUGAGUCCAAAGGGUGGAAGAUGCUGGAUAAGGCCACCCUGCUCCUGUUCCUGCACUUAGUUGCAUGCUCCAUCUCCUCUCCUCUCUACCCAGCUCUCAGGUACAGCCCACGGCCUGUUACUGGCAAGGCCAUGAACUUCCAGCUGCAGGACCGUGGCCCACUGCAGAGCCAUAACCCCUCAACAGAGGAACAGGACGAGGAGGGUUUGUUACCAGACCCUACUGAGAAAAGGAUGCAGCGCCACGCAGAUGCCAUAUUCACUGACAAUUACCGGAAAUUCCUGGGGCAGAUUUCUGCCCGCAAAUUCUUACAGACCAUCAUUGGCAAGCGGCUCAGAAACAGUGAGAGCAGCCCAGAAGAAGGGGUGCACGAGCUUCUGACGAGGCGCCAGUCCGACAGCAUCCUGAUGGACAGCCGCUACCACCAGCGGAUGGUACUGAGGGACUUCCUGGGAGCCAUUCUGCAGAAUCAAAGGCCUCGGGACGUAAACAGCAGCCAGUUAGAAGGGUUUCCCAACACCCUGGCUAAGCUCAUGUGAAUAUUUCUCCCUUUUUCAUCUCCCUGUGCUCUGAAUAACUCGGAGCUCAUGGAUCUAACUGUACAGUAAGCCAUUCACAGCCAUGAAGACAUUCCUGGAGGUGACCAGCUGGAACUGAAGCCUACAGUCCUCAAAUCCAUUUAAAGGAAUGCAAUUCUGAUGCACUACUUAAUUUACUUCAGUCUUUACAAUUUAAUUCCCCUCUCUAAACAUUGGUUUGUGUACUGAACCAGGAAAAAAAUACCUCUGUGGUUUAACCUCAGGCUGUUUUCUAUAUAAAGGCUAAAACAACGAGUACACUUGUAAUCCUGGAGACAUAUCGUCUACUAAUUAAGGCUUUCAAAUCAUGAAGUGCAGCAAAAUUUCUGCCAAGUCAUCAUUCUGUUUGAGGGCCUGAUUAAUAAAUAUGAGGCCACCAAAAGGCACCUUUUGGCAGUUUAGUGAACUGAUUACAGCCUCCUCCAAAAAGAUGCUGAUGGCACAACCACACACAGUUAGAGCAGGGUGAGGUAGCGCAUAAAUCCACCAGUCUACCCUCCAAACACCGCUGGGGGCUGUCACUGCCCAGCCCCUGGACAGAGCCCUGGCAGCAAACCUGGGCUCUAAAAAGCUCGGUGACGAGCAGUUACUGUUCAGCCCCGAGGUGUUUACGCUGAGCCUACAGCUUUGCUCAGCAAGAGCAAAAGGAGAGCCCUGUGCAUUAGAUUGGGCUGACACUGCUUUCAUUCAGUGUGCCAUCCAGGGGCUCUGAACGCCACCAUGGCUAGGGUUACAGCUGUCAACGUUCCCACUGCCACUUAGAAGAAGUUAUUAACCCAGUGAUCUCUCACAUAACUACUUCCUUCUCUGUCACCCCAAUUAUCCCAUUGUUCAUGUAAUAUUUCUGUCUUCAGAAAUGUAAAUAGUGUCAGGAUGGGGUACGCUUUCCCAUCAUUAGCAGGGAAUAAAAGUUGUUCUAAAUAAACCUGUCCAACAGCAGGUCAAGAUGGCUCUGUGUGUAUUGAGAUGUUAGUUUCUUGAUUCCAGGCACAGAAUGGAAAUGGAAGACGUUGCUCAAAGACAGCAGGAAGAACACAGAGGACAACUCAGAGCUGUGCUUACAAAGGCACUGGGUCCAGUGCCAGCCACUUAAAACCAGGCUGGAAAUACACCUGCAAACAUAUGAGGGCCUCUUAAAGUAUCCCUCACUGCACCCAAACAAUUCCUUGGCAAUUCACAGUAUUUACCAUCUCCUUUUUCCUCAGGUGAUCAUGUUAUAGUGCAGUAGGCUCCAGCACACAUGGAAAUGAGUUCAUACUUGCACCAAAUCCCUAUAGAUUACAUUCUCCCUGUUGAAGUUUUACAACUGUAGCACUACAGAAAUACUAUCAACUGCCCAGCAGGGGGGGGAAGCAACGGGGGGAUGCUGAGGUCCAUCAGUAAAGCCACGACAGCAGCAGUACACUAAUGGGUAAUCCACUACCCUUACGCAAGCAGAGAACUGUCACAGUGAGACAUAAGUCAUGCUUCUGCUUCGCAGUACAGCUGGACAGAGAAGCUGGAACAGAAGAAACAACCUGAAUGGGACUGCUUCCAAGUGGGUUUGUAAAGCUGUUGUCUAACACCAGCCACCGUGCCUGAAGCCAUUACAAAUUGCUCCAAGGAAAGGAACCCCCCUAUCCAAAAGCAUAUUCAUAAAUUAGAAAGUAAACAAGGCAGCAAAAAAAUUACAAGUGACAUGAAAGCUAUAUGCAGACACUACACUACAUUCAAUAGUUUUAAAUCAAAAGAUGUAUCAUAAAAUACUUUGGAAAUACCUAAGUCUGUAUGAUUAAACAGCUGAGUGACUGUACCUAUCUGGAAUAAAAGGAAUUCCUUUGAAAGCUCGGUUUGAAUAAAAAUGAGGAAGCAAAUGCUCAAACUCUGGGAGAUGAAAUGUUUAAAAAAAAGCAAAUCAGAAAGUGUCUUAAGAAUAAAGGGCCACGGGAAGGAAAAAACAUCCUUUCCUAACAUAUAGCCAAAAAAGGAAAAAAAACAGCAACAAGCAGAGCUCAAAGAAAAUGCAUCACAGAACUGCAUGAUUUUCUUUUUGCAUCUGUACUGUCAUUGGAGAACAUGCCAGAGAUCUGCUACAGGGAAAGUACUGGAGCAUCUGUCAUAGUGCGAGUAUCAACAGAUUAGUUAUAAAACAAAGUUAUAAAACAAAGCUGAUAGGUGUGCAGUAACAACAAAAAAAGGCUCAAAAACUCAGUGAAAAGGAAUUCCAGGGUAAAACAGUGUAAAUAGUAGCUUAACUAUUUCUUGCUUACAACUCCUUUAUUCCCAGAAGGCUCGAAUGCAGCAUGAGAUCAGUUCUUUGAAGGAGUGCAGAGGAGGUCAAGGGACUAGUUCAUCAAGCCUGUACGGUGUUCAGUACAGUGUUCACCACGAACAAACUGGUAGGAACUGGUAUUACAAAGAACAGAAACAGUGAGCUAAGUGUGAACAACUGCAGCGGGGAAGAGGCAACAGCUUUUGUAAAGUGGAGUCAUGUCUCACACAUGUGAGGUUCUUCGGAGGAAUUAGCUCCACACCCUUUAUCCACAUGCUUGCCGGUUGAUAUAAUUUCCUUGGAUUUCCAAAAGACAGUUUGUAAAGUUCCUUUGCCAAGAGGUCUUUAAAGAAACCCAUCUGACACGGGACGAACAGGAGCCAACACAGACGCAGGGGAGGGAGCCAGGAGCAACUGUGAAGUUUUCCAUGUGCAAGUUGUUCAUCAGGAGAACUCCCCAGAAAUCUGUGUUGUUCCUCCAAGCAUUCGUCUUUCCCCCUCCCCAACUCAUUAAUUUGUUGAUGACACAAAAUUACUAAAUACAGCUACGAAGUUCAGGGUUAUAAGGAGGAUGGUGGGCGAGAAGUACUGCAUAUGACAUCAGCCUGGAGACACUAGCCAAUGACAUAGAAUUAAAAGGCAUCGAACUCAUAUUUGGAGGUCACUUCCAGAGGCUGCCAUGAAAACAAACCCACCAGAAGGGCACCCCAAACCUACCAGGGCAGACACGCCAGGCACAAGGCCUACAAGGGCCAGAGCCCAAGGACUCCUCCUGUUUGAGCUCUGAGCACCCAUGGCAGCUCCACAUAGCCUGGCGCCAUCCUGAGUUGAGAGAACAGCAAUUAGCAGAGAAAUGCAAAUGACAGCAUCACAAACGAUGGGCAGAAGUGGGAAGCGCCCCCAAAUAAACACGUGCCUCUGGGAAAGGACAUGAAAGAAGAGGAACCUUUGCACCACAAUGACUAAUACACAAAAACUGCCCAGCCAAAAAGCUCUUUUCAUUUUCAUGUGAGCUCAACUUCCAGUCCGAGACUUUGAAACAGCCAAAACAAAACUCAGGACCAUUCUUUCCUCUUUAUUCACAAAUCACUUAGUAUGAGGAGAGGGUGCCUGGGGAAAGGUAGAAUUAUGUUUUCCUUUUUCUUCUUUUUCUAAAAGAAAUUCAAACAUCCCAGGUGAAGAAAAGGG
This is a messenger RNA of Cygnus olor (mute swan), 7800 nucleotides long. It is a transcript of the gene GHRH, whose product is annotated as growth hormone releasing hormone. The transcript has 7 exons. The coding region runs from base 3804 to 4322 and encodes 172 amino acids. Gene Ontology annotation, cellular component: terminal bouton; perikaryon; extracellular region. Gene Ontology annotation, molecular function: growth hormone-releasing hormone receptor binding; peptide hormone receptor binding; growth hormone-releasing hormone activity. The record is from RefSeq and is a predicted model, not a curated record. Lineage: Eukaryota; Metazoa; Chordata; Aves; Anseriformes; Anatidae. Gene Ontology annotation, biological process: positive regulation of growth hormone secretion; adenylate cyclase-activating G protein-coupled receptor signaling pathway; positive regulation of cell population proliferation.